This is a messenger RNA of Capsella rubella, 500 nucleotides long. RefSeq lists its product as uncharacterized. Bases 107 to 355 code for a protein of 82 amino acids. NCBI's taxonomy places the organism in Eukaryota, Viridiplantae, Streptophyta, Magnoliopsida, Brassicales, Brassicaceae. The transcript is spliced from 3 exons. The record is from RefSeq and is a predicted model, not a curated record.
UGAAAACAAGUUGGGGAAAAAAAAAGAGAGAAGUUAGUACUCAUCACAACAACAUUAAGGUUUUAAUCUAUAUAUAUACAUUUUUGUCAUAAAUCAUCAUCUUCAAAUGGCCAACAAAGUUCUCUUCCAUCUCCUCGUGAUCUUCUUGUCUCUAUCUCACUUCUUCUUCUUGCCUUCCCCUGCUUCAAGACCAUGGAGUUCUAUGGAGAAGCCUACUCAUAUUGAUCUCCCUCAACAUGAUGUGGAUUUGAAGGAGAAGGUAAAAGAAAGGAUGGUGAUGGAGUUAAACGAUUAUCCAGGUUCUGGUGCCAACAAUCGCCAUUUGCCGCGUCAGCGAGGUUGUGUCGAUUGCUGAUCGAUAAAAUGAAGAAACAUCAGUUAUAAUUAUAGUAUCGAUCGAUAAGGUUAAUAUUACGUAUAAAGUAACUUAACAUAUUUACCCCCAAAAAAAAGUUUAUGUAUAUGUAAGCUUACGGACUAUGAAAUUGAGUUAGUUAACA